GCGGCUGGUGCGGGGCAGCGCAGGCGGCUGUUUUGCAAGGCCGGAGAGUCCCGGGGCAGCUGCAACCGCAAGCGACAAAGGCGGGUCCCUCCUGCCCGUCCUUGAGGCUCGGAAGGAACCGCCCCUUGUCCCCGGGGUGCCCCUGGGCCCGGCCGGUUUCGGUUCUGCGCAGGCCGGGUGUUCCCGCCGCUCGCUCCUUUCCGGGACCACAUGACGGCCCCCCGGACGGGACAUGGCUGGGCCGGGGCACCGCUCCGCGGGGAAGCCGCUGCUGGUGAAAAUAGUGAUGGCCGGGGAGUCCUGCGUGGGGAAAACCUCCAUCGUGAGGAGGUACACGGAGCCCGGGCCGCCCCGCGCCGCCUCCUACAUCGCCACCGUCGGCAUUGAUUUUAAAGUAAAAACAAUAACAUUUAAUGAUACAACAGUGAAACUUCAAAUAUGGGAUACUGCUGGUCAGGAACAAUUCCAUACAAUUAGUACUAGUUAUUUUCGUGGAGCACGUGGCUUUGUUCUGGUCUAUGACAUAACAAACUCAGACAGUUUUCGAGGUAUAACAAGCUGGAUGAAAGAUAUACACGAGAAAGCAGAUGACGAGGUGGAUAUAGUAUUGUUGGGUAACAAGUGUGAUAAGGAGACAGAACGUGUAAUUCCAAAGGAUAGAGGAGAAAAGCUUGCAUGGGAAUAUGGUAUACCUUUUUUUGAAACCAGUGCUACAAAUAACAUAAAUAUUGAAGAUGCCUUUUCAGUAUUGGUCAAGGAAAUAUUGGACAAGAAUUCCUGCAUAUUGUGUGACUUAGAUGUGGUGGAUCUAAAUGAAAGUAAGAAAAAGAGAACUUGCUGCCAGUUAUGAAAUGCCACCUGCACUUCUGUCUUACUUCAGGAAAUGUUAACUAUUUCAUAGGAAUACACAAAGCUGUUAAAAUGAAUUUGAUUAUUUAGGCAAUUUCUUUAAGUUAUAGAAAUCUUGCUGCUGUAAGUAUUGACAUUUACAAUGCUACAGUACUAUAUAUACAUGAAUGUUCUAUUUCCUAGUUUUUAAAGUGAAGUUAAAUCAAUUAUUUGCAUUUAGGACCUCUAUGACCAGCACAGUGGGACUAUUCAUAUAUGCCAGUGUUUGCAGGAAUGGGACCUAAAUGUACAAUCCUUCUCUUGUUGAAGUUAAUAACUGCCUUAAUUUUUUUUCUUUGUCUCUUCACAUAGUGAACCCUACAACAAGGGCCCCUCACACAUACAACCCUCUGAUCUAAAUGACCAAUUUAAAAUAUUCCCAAAGUUUCCAAUACAGUCUGAAUUAAGUUUAAAUUAGAGACAUUAUCAAUUAAAUUAGAGACCAUAACUGAGAUUCUGCUGGGUCCUUGGGUGGUCACUUCCCAAAACUAUCCAGAAAAGUAUGUUGUGUUCUUUUUUUGGG
Molecule: messenger RNA, 1411 nt
Organism: Terrapene triunguis (Three-toed box turtle)
Lineage: Eukaryota; Metazoa; Chordata; Testudines; Emydidae
Product: ras-related protein Rab-10-like
Exons: 6
Coding region: 233-850 (205 amino acids)
Biological process (GO): cellular response to insulin stimulus
Cellular component (GO): Golgi apparatus; recycling endosome; insulin-responsive compartment
Molecular function (GO): GTP binding; GTPase activity
Source: RefSeq, a predicted model, not a curated record